This is a messenger RNA of Clunio marinus, 5253 nucleotides long. The record is from the annotation of a GenBank genome assembly. NCBI's taxonomy places the organism in Eukaryota, Metazoa, Arthropoda, Insecta, Diptera, Chironomidae.
GAAUUACCGAGCAGACCGAAUUCAGUAUAAACUGCAACGAAUUUAUUUAUUAAAAAACCGAGCUAAAAGAGACGUAUUUGGCAACUCAAAUUAAUUAGUAAUUGCUCCUGAAGUUCUCGGCCACGUAAUAAGUUAUAAAAUUAUAAAAUAAGUCUUAUUAUUCCUUAUUUUUGGAUUAAAAAACUUAAGGAUUUCUGACAGACAUUUUAAAGAGGAUCAUUAUAAAAAAACCAAUCACUUUGUAAGAAUUAAAAGCGCCGCACAAUUCAGUUCGUUUCAUUAUCGUUUCUCUAUACCAUCAACUUUAAGACAACAUUAAGACGAAAUAAUUAACUUUAAAAGAAUUGCAACAAAAUCAUAAGGGAAUUUUAUUUUAUUUUGUUUUUGAUUUGAUUUUUUUUUUCAUAAAAAGUAAAAGGAAGGGAAAGAGGCAUGCGAAGAUGGAUUUGGAAGCGUAUGCAAUUAUUUUGAUCAUAUUUUUGGUUUCAUUCAUGUCUUACUUGUUCAUAUCCAAACUCUUACCACAUGGCAAGUCUUUUGAUGAAAUGAUUGCUGAAAAGAAGAGAAUGCGCGAAGAACUUUUAGGAACCGUCAAAUCUGUAGCAAGUGGAAAGCAAAGUAAUAUUGGUGGCAAGAAAAAGCCGAAAAAGGAAGUGAAAAAGAAGGAGAUAAUUCAGGUGAAACUGGCAAAGGAAGUAACUAAACACGAGUCUGAUGCUUCGGAAUCUUCUGAAAUUGUUCGUACAGAACCGGUAAUACAAGAAGAAAUUGUCAAUCAAAGAAAAACUGUGACUAAGACACAACAAGCUUCUCAAGUUGUUGGAAAGAAAAACAAAGGAAAAGGAGGAAUUUUGAUUAAUAAAAACGAGCUUAUUCUUGUAAAGGAAGCUCCAGUGGAAGAAUCGAAUCAUUUCGAAGAAAUUAUUCCAAAGGAUGUUGUUGAGAUACACCGUGCGUCAGUUAAAGAUGAAACUGAUAAAAAAAGUCAUAUUCGUGACGUGAAAAAAGGAAAAAUGCCGAAACUUGAAACGCCGCCAAUUUCUCCGAAAAAUCAACUGACAAAAGAUCAGAAAGGAAGUGAAGAGAAACAGCUGAUUAAGAAGAAGCGUAAUGAGCUGUCAAUUUCUCCAGUUGAUACUGGUGGUAGUGGAUUCAUUGCUUUAGUUUCCGAUGAAACAGGAAUCACUCCACUGAUUCGUGAGUUGAAUCGUGCUGACUUGACAAAAAGUCAAAUGCAAGUUCUCAUUGAUUUCUUGCUAAACAAACAAUCAGAUACACUCACACAUGAACCGACUGAAUGGACUGAAGGCAAGUCUGACAUGGUACAGAAAUUAAAGAAACAACUUCAAGAAAAAGAAGAGCAAUUGAAGAAUGAACAAGAUGCUCUUAUUGGCAUGCAAAUGAAGUUGAAAGAACUUCGCAGUGAAUUUAAUACUGAAAAGAUUCAGUUUAGUGGGCAUUUAAAAGCUCACACUGAACAAUUGCACAAUAAUCGCUUGGAAAUUAAAACUUUGCAAUCAGAAAUUCAAUUUUUGAAUGAUAAACACAACACUGAAAAGCAGUCGAUGAGUGUUUCAUUCAAACAACUACAAGGGCAAUGUAUUCAGAUGAAAGAAGCUAUGAAAGCACAUGAAGGUUUACCGAAUGCUCAGCAAUUGCAGAAAGAUAAUCAAACUUUGCAACAGGAACUUGCUAUGAAGAAACAACAAAUUCUUGACUUGAAUCCAUUGAUCGAAGAAAACCGAAAGAAAGAUGAUCAAAUUAAGCAAAUGUUGGCAGAAAAUAACAAAAAAAUCAGCGAGUUUGAUGCUCUUGCACGCAGAAAAGAUGAACGUUGUGCGAUUGUAGAAAAUGAGCUUCGACAGCGGGAACAGGAAUUGACAAGUCGUGACAGUGAAAUUCAAAAGUUGAAUACUGAACUUACACGUGCUAAGGAAUUGGAUAAAAUUAUUCAUCGUCAGAUAUUCGAGUUGGAACAGUUGAAAAAACAACUAAGCGAACAGCAACAAAACAAUCACGCAGAAGAAAGUAAUAAGAUUGAAAUAAGAAAUCUUCAGAAUGCUCUCGACUCGAGUAAUAAGGAGCUUGAAGUGCAACGUUUACUCGUGAGUGACUUUAAAGUUAAAUUUGAGGAUCUGAAUAAACAACUGGCAGAGUCGAAGCUGUUAACAAAUUCAAAGUCAUCUGGUGAUAGCUUUUUGCUGAAUGAAAUGUCAAAUCAUCAAAGUGUUAUCAGUCAAAAAGACAAGCAGCUUGCUGAUUAUCAGCAGAAGAUCGAAACACUUCAAAAGGCUGAAAAUGACCUCAUCAAGCAGAUUGAGGAACAGAAAGUUAAAAACAACGAUUUACGUACGAAAAAUUGGAAAUUGGUUGAAGCAUUACAAACAGCUCAAAGUUCGUCGCUCUCUAAAUCAGCUAACUCCAAUUUUCCUACCAACAAUUUUGGCUUAGAAGUAUCAAAAGUGAAAAACCUUUUUACACAAAACUUCCCCGAAGCAGUAUCAUCAGCAACAAGCGAUAGCGAUGACACAAAAUGGCUAGAAAGUGUGUUAGAGAAUCUUAAAUCGCAACUAGUUAGCAAUAAAUCUUUAAAUCGAACCAGCACCGCCAGCUCCAACGCCUCCGCAACAGCCAAUAAUAAUAUUAAUAAUAAUAAAUUAACUAAUAAUAAUAAUCAUCUAAAUAACUGUAGUGGUGUAGAGACGAAUAAUUUAAACAAUAGUACUGUUAAUGGCGAUUCAAACAGCUCCACAUCUUCAGCUGCUGAUAAUGAAAUAGUUUUAUUGCAAAAUGCUCAAUUGAAGACAACAAUCGAAGAGUAUAAAAAUAUCAUUGCAGAAACUGAGAGCAUGUUGAAGAACCUUGAAUCGAAAGUCCGCGAACAGGACGCUUAUUGGACGAAGGUUGUCCUCAUGAAAGACAACGAAAUAGAAAGUUUAAAAAAUAUUUCAGAGAAAUCAUGAGCUGAUUUUUGGCAACAAUAGCAACCCAAUCCACCAACUUAAUUGCAUUAAGUAACAAGACAGUGAAGAAUUAAUGAAAACUGGAACUGCCUUUUAAUCGUCUCUUAGUUUCAUAAAAACAGAAAACACACAAUUUUUCCGUAUACUUAAAGAAAAUCAUUUUAAAAACAAUAAUUAAAGAGCAAAACUCGUGCGCGUUGAUUUCGCAAAAAUUCCAAUUCCAAAUGGGGAAAAAAGUUUUAAUGUAAUUACCUAAUUCGUCUUUCAGCGCUAAAUAUUCUUUUAGAGGCGCAAAAUUAUAAGAAUAUUAUGAUUUAAUAGAAUUAGGUACAUAUUAUCUUUUUUGAUGAUGAGCAAGUGAAAUGUAUUUUGCCAGGUCUGACUAUAUAAAAAAAACAAAGCACAGUAAAUAUUUUCUUCCCUUAAAGUUAAUUUUUCUACUAGUGAAGAAAAAAGUUUAACAAACAAAAAAAACGCGAAAAUUUCCUCAAAAUAUUAUUUUUUUUAUUUUUAAAAUACCUAAUAUCGUGAAUUUGAUGAGAUGACGAAUGUUCCAUAGAAAAAUGUUCCCAAAAUCAAAAACAACUAAGUUGUUUACUUAUGUAAGAAGAUGACUUAUUAAGAUGAUUUGAGGCUUUUCUAAGAAAAUUCUACUUUUUCAUUCGCAAUUUUAAAGAAGAACAAAAAUAAUUCUAUUUCAGUGUUUUUCUUUUAUUAGAUACUUAAAGUAUCUAAAUCAGAUUACUUUUUCUAUUAUAUUUAAAAAUAAAAUAUUUCCAUUUUCAACAAGAAAAUGUCAAAAUGUCUAUGAAAUCAAAUCGUCAUCUCUUCACGAAAGAAAGCAAGUUAUUAAUAUUAUAUAGUACGAAAUAAGUUCUUAUAUGUUUCAUUAUAAUUUGUACACUUGAAAAUGUAUGCAAGAAGCAAAUAACCAUUAAUUCUUUUGAAGUAGUACCUACUCUGAUAAAUAAUGAAAAAGUUUCUCAUAAAGCUAAUUUCUUUCCAUUUGAACUUGAUUGGCAUUAGUAAAUGUAGAAGGUUCUUUUUUUAUAUGAUUUUUCCCUCCGACCCACAGUCAAGUCAUUUUUCAUAUUCCUUUCAUGAAAGUGCAUCUACAUGAAAUUAGUGAAAGGUCAUUACUACCCGAAGUUUGGAACUUUGUUUGAAUUUGUGAAAAACGUGAAAAAAAGAAGGUUUUAAAAGUUUAGAAUUUAAAAUGAUAUUUCAUUCAAUUAAUCUUUUAGAUGACAUAUUUAUAUUUUAUUUCUUCCUUUCAAUUUGAAAACAUGACUUUUAAAUUAAUUCUUAAUAAAUAUUUCUCGACGUCAUUUUAUGUUUACAGAUCGAUAUUUAAUUAAUUUGAUUUUAAAUAGCGACAAGAAAGCUUUUGAAAGCGAUUGUUGGCAAAUAAUGAUUAACAUCGUCAUGACUAUCAUCAUUUUAACUAAUUUAAACAAUCUUAAGUUUUUUGAUGUUUUUCAACCAUCAUUCAAUUUAUGAAUAUUUUUUUUAUAUAGUGCAAUAAUUUUUCAAGCUUCAUAAAUCUAAAUCUCCAAAAUUUGAAUUUAAUUAUGACAUGAUUUCAUUUUUUUAUAAUUAAUAAUUAAUUAUUUUAUAGUUUUUAGAUUUUUUAAUAUAUAAAUUUUCGUGGGCGAAAUAAUACUUGUCAGCUUAAGAAUGUACUCUUUAUGUUUUUAUAGAAGAAAAAUUAAUAAAAUUGAAAAGAAAUGAAGGAAAUAAAAACUAAGAAGAAAAAAAAGUGAAAAGAAAAUUCGAGAAGAAUAAAUUUUUCCAACUGAAAGCAUUGCGAAAAAAUAAUUCCAGAUCUAGGUUAUUGCGAGCAGAAAAUUGAGAAUCGAUUUUUAAAAUUUUAACCGUUAAAAAUAUGAAUGCGUAAUAAAAUAUUUUCCAAGUUGAAAUUUUUAUAAAUAAUUAAUAUAAGAUUUAAAAUUUAAGAUUUAGCAUCAUAAUUUGUUAUCAAUCAUUAUUUAUCCUGAUUAACUUAAUUUAAAAAAUACUAAAAUUAAAUUUUUAACGGUAAGAAUUUUCAAAAAAAAAAUCCGCAAUCCUAUUUUGGGAACAAUUUUUUCGCAAUAAUCUGGAUUUGGAAUGUUUUAGUCGCGGAAAAAUUUAUUCUUCUCGAAAAUUCUUUUGCAUUUAAAAGAAAUGUUUUGAGAAAAAGAGAAAGAAUAUGCUGAAGUUAAAUACCUGGAAAUACCCAAGGAAAUAAUAAAUCUAAUGGAAGGGAAUGUAAUUGAGAAAUAUAAUAAAAUUAAAAUGUAAACAAUAC